This is a messenger RNA of Pseudozyma hubeiensis SY62, 1431 nucleotides long. RefSeq names its product phytanoyl-CoA dioxygenase. The record is from RefSeq and is a predicted model, not a curated record. NCBI's taxonomy places the organism in Eukaryota, Fungi, Basidiomycota, Ustilaginomycetes, Ustilaginales, Ustilaginaceae. The transcript has a single exon. The coding region runs from base 1 to 1431 and encodes 476 amino acids.
AUGGACUGUGCAGAUUGUUGCAGCCUUACUCAAUCAUUUUUUCGGGGUGCAUCUGUGGUGUUAGAGCCCACUCACAUCGCGGAUCGUCGGCAAUUUCGGCGUUUUGAGCGGGGUCAGAGGCUGCAUGGUUGGCGACAGGGUCCUUCCACUCAACCGUGUCGGCGUGCGCUUCGACGUUGCCCUGCACUGCGACCAUGGGAGCGUUGCGUUGCCUGUUCCUUCAGCAUCACACGGUCACACUGCUCUCUGACAACCACAACCUGGCCAUACGAUACAAGCACUGCAACAAUGGUUGUAGCAAUUGAUGGCGGCACAUCCGACGCAGCCCCUCGGCUUCGUGCGCUGGGCUACGACGAUGCCACACUGCUUCGGCAAUUCCACGACCAGGGCUACGUGAUUGUCAAUGGAGUUAUUCCCUCUGAUCCCAGUUCACCACUGCACAUCGAUUCUCUUCGGCACUCUGCCGAACUUGCCACUCAACUCACGCGCGAUGGACUUUGGCCUCAUCGACGAGUCGUCGACAACGCCUUCCCACCGUUCACAAAAGUCAACGGCGAUAGUUGGGGUGUGCAGCACCUACUCAACCCCAAACUCGACAAACUCGGCGAGUCCUCCUCGGAACUUUCGACUCAGUUCCAGCAGUUUUACGCAAGCUCGCCUCUGCUGGAUAUCGCCUCACUAUUGAUCGGCGCUCAGGUCGAGGACAUGCAGAUGGAGCUGUUCAACCUGCUCAUCAAUCCUGCAUCGCAUCGGUUUGCGCUCGGCUGGCAUCGGGACGACGUUCGACCUGAUGUGUCGCAGAGGGAAGAACAGACGCGAUUGAACACGCCGACGUACGGUGUUCAGUUCAACACGGCCCUUUACGACGACGACUGUCUUUUCAUCGUACCUGGAACCCAUCGUAGGCUGCGAACGGAUGCAGAGGUGAAAGCCAACAAUGCUCAGGCUCCCCCAGCGACACAGGUGGAUACAUCGCAGAGACACGGAGACCGAGAGGACGGGUUUGGCGCGGACGGGUCUUGGAUCGGCGUGGAUCCGCCCGAUACGCUGAGGGUGAAACUCAAAGCUGGUCAGACGGCCUUCUACUCACAAAGGAUCUUGCACCGCGCCAGCUACCUGCCGAGUGCGAAGCGGGCCACGCUGCACGGCUGCUUCGGGGAUGCAUCUCAGGGUGGGAACGGUCCAGCCGAGAGGGCAAGGAAUGUACUCCAGCAUGGUGUAGAGUGGAUGCGUGACCCUGAAUUUGGCGAGUCGCUGCCAGACACCUUGAGGCCAAGUAAGUACGCAAAGGUCGCCGCCUCGACAUUUCCCUCGUGGACUGACCAUUCACCUUCUUCUGAUUUGAACUCGCUUGCAGUGUGGGCCAAUCUAUUGCGAAUGGACGCAGCCUAUGCGGAUAAGGGUCUCGGAUUCUCGCUCGCUAACACGUAG